This is a messenger RNA of Equus caballus (horse), 554 nucleotides long. RefSeq names its product V-set pre-B cell surrogate light chain 3 (gene VPREB3). NCBI's taxonomy places the organism in Eukaryota, Metazoa, Chordata, Mammalia, Perissodactyla, Equidae. The record is from RefSeq and is a predicted model, not a curated record. Gene Ontology annotation, biological process: immune response; immunoglobulin production.
AAGCACCUGCAGCACACCCAGCAGAACGACUUCUGCCUGCCUCCCUGCCUCUGGCCAUGGCCCGCUGGCGGCUGGCCCUCUUUCUGACUGGGGUCCUCCUAGCAGGUUCCCAGCCAGCCCUGGCCCACCGGGAAUCACUGAUGGUCUUCCCAGGCCAAGUGGCUCAACUCUCCUGCACAAUCAACCCCCGCCACCCCAUUGGGGACUACGGAGUGUCUUGGUACCAGCAGCGGGCAGGCAGCGCCCCUCGCUACCUCCUCUACUACCGCUCAGAAAAGGACCACCACCGAUCCCCUGACAUCCCUGACCGCUUCUCAGCAGCCGCCGACGCAGCCCACAACGUCUGCAUCCUGACCAUCAGCCCUGUGCAGCCCGAGGACGACGCAGAUUAUUACUGCUCCGUGGGCUACUUCUAGGGGCAGGGUGUGGGAUGAGCGCCUUCUGUCUGCCUCUCACUUCUGCCCCUGACCUUGGGCCCCUCUCUUUCUUUGAGCCUUGAUCUUCCUCCUCUGUAAAAUGGGUUAAUAAUAUUCAACAUGCCAACAAUAACUGUU